CCUUCUUCCUCUUUCCACCGGUGCUGAAUAGCGUCGUGUGGACUGACGGUUGCGGAUUCGGUGCGUCGCAGGCGUAUGCAUCACGGGAUGUAAACGGAUGCCCACUUAGAAGUAGCAUUUAUAAACCGUACUUUAUUAUUACGUGGGUAGUCACGGAACAGGUGGAAAAAAACCUCGGUACUUUACAGCACCGGAGCGGGGGGCAGUUUCGCUGGAGAGAGGAGGAGGAGGGAGGGGGAGAUCUCUGGCAGCCCGAUUGACACGGCAAAGCAGAAAUGGCGGAGCACCACGCAGUCAGCGACAGCAAGCACAAAGCGUCCGCUAAUGCCGGCAGCUCGGUGCACGGAAACAGCCGACCGGCUGCAGCCGGUGCAGCGGCCGGAAAAGGAGGCCUGUCCGGCGGACUGACACAGCCGGCGGGGUGGCAAUCGUUACUGUCGUUUAGCAUUCUCUUUCUGGCCUGCCUGGCUGGAUUCAGCUCCAGACUGUUUGCCGUCAUUCGCUUUGAGAGCAUCAUCCACGAGUUCGACCCGUGGUUCAACUACAGAUCAACGCAUCAUCUCACAACUAAUGGUUUCUAUGAGUUUCUCAACUGGUUUGACGAAAGAGCGUGGUACCCGUUGGGAAGGAUUGUGGGUGGCACGGUAUACCCGGGUUUAAUGGUGACAGCCGGGCUUAUCCACUAUGUGCUCAACCUGCUUCACAUCACGGUGCACAUCCGAGACGUGUGCGUCUUCCUGGCGCCGGUAUUCAGCGGCCUCACCGCCAUCUCCACCUUCCUGCUGACGCGAGAGCUGUGGAACCAGGGUGCAGGACUGCUGGCAGCCUGCUUCAUUGCCAUCGUCCCCGGCUACAUCUCUCGCUCCGUCGCCGGCUCGUUUGACAACGAGGGCAUUGCCAUCUUUGCCCUGCAGUUCACCUACUACCUCUGGGUGAAAUCCGUGAAGACAGGCUCAGUGUUUUGGACGAUUGGCUGUUGUCUCUGCUAUUUUUACAUGGUAUCGGCAUGGGGAGGAUACGUGUUUAUCAUCAACCUGAUUCCCCUCCAUGUGUUUGUGCUACUGCUAAUGCAACGUUACAGCAGAAGAGUCUACAUCGCUUACAGCACGUUCUACAUUGUGGGUCUUAUAUUAUCCAUGCAGAUCCCUUUUGUUGGCUUCCAGCCAAUCAGGACUAGCGAGCAUAUGGCUGCUGCUGGUGUGUUUGCACUACUUCAAGCUUAUGCUUUCCUGCAAUACCUGAGAGACAGGUUGACCAAACAGGAAUUCCAGACACUCUUCUUCCUUGGUGUCUCUCUCGCCGCCGGCGUGGUCUUCCUCACAGUGAUAUAUCUGACAUACACAGGAUACAUUGCUCCGUGGAGCGGGCGUUUCUACUCUCUGUGGGACACUGGCUAUGCUAAGAUCCACAUCCCCAUCAUAGCAUCCGUUUCAGAGCACCAGCCCACCACGUGGGUCUCCUUCUUCUUCGACCUUCACAUACUGGUCUGCACAUUCCCAGCAGGCCUGUGGUUCUGCAUCAAGAACAUCAAUGACGAACGAGUAUUUGUGGCCCUUUACGCCAUCAGCGCUGUGUAUUUCGCUGGCGUGAUGGUGCGACUCAUGCUGACGCUGACUCCGGUGGUGUGCAUGCUGUCAGCGGUGGCUUUCUCCAGCGUCUUUGAACAUUACAUGGGAGAUGACACAAAGAGAGAGAAACCCCCUGCUGAAGACAGCAGCGACGAGGACGACAAAAGAAAUUCCGGGAAUCUCUACGACAAGGCCGGCAAAGUACGCAAACACGUAUCGGAACAGGAGAAAGCGGAGGAAGGUCUGGGUCCAAACGUGAAGUCCAUCGUCACCAUGCUCAUGUUGAUGCUCCUGAUGAUGUUUGCUGUCCACUGCACCUGGGUCACCAGCAACGCCUACUCCAGCCCCAGCGUGGUGCUCGCCUCGUACAACCAUGAUGGGUCAAGAAACAUCCUUGAUGACUUCAGGGAGGCCUACUAUUGGCUGAGACAGAACACAGACGAGCACGCACGCGUCAUGUCAUGGUGGGACUACGGUUACCAAAUAGCAGGGAUGGCUAACAGGACCACACUGGUUGACAAUAAUACAUGGAACAACAGUCAUAUAGCGCUGGUGGGGAAAGCCAUGUCUUCCAAUGAAAGUGCAGCCUACAAAAUCAUGAGGUCCCUAGAUGUCGACUAUGUGCUGAUUAUUUUCGGCGGCGUCAUAGGUUACUCGGGAGAUGAUAUCAACAAGUUCCUGUGGAUGGUGAGGAUAGCUGAAGGGGAGCAUCCUAAGGACAUCAGGGAGAGUGACUACUUCACCCCUCAGGGAGAGUUCCGAGUGGACAAGGACGGUUCGCCGACUCUGCUCAACUGCCUCAUGUACAAGAUGUCCUACUACCGAUUUGGUGAAAUGCAGUUGGACUUCCGAACGCCCCCCGGCUUUGACCGUACACGCAAUGCGGAGAUCGGCAACAAGGAUAUUAAAUUCAAGCACCUGGAGGAGGCCUUCACCUCAGAGCACUGGCUGGUCAGGAUCUACAAGGUCAAGAACCUGGGCAACAGGGAGCCGCUGGACCGCAAGCUUCGCGGCAUCGUUCCCAAACAGAAGUACACCUCCAAAAAGACGGCCAAGAGGAAGCGAGGCUUCAUCAAGAACAAACUGCUCCUGAAAAAAGGCAAGAAACUCCAAAAAAAGUAACGCUGACGAACUGUCCGAGGAAAAAAAAACAAAAAAUGCGAAGCAACCUCUUGACAAACAAUGAAGAAGAACACCGGGGUGGAUCAUGUGGCACUUGAGCUCGAAGCGUUUCUCAUUGGAGCGCCCCCGUGUGGCGAGGAAGGUGAAGUGUCAAAAUCCUGGCUCGCUCCAGAAAUCCUUGUCCAUUUUAUCUUGUGUGGGGGGGGGGGGGAUUUUGUCUUGCUAAUUUUCUCCAAUUUUUUUUUUUGUUUUUUUUGUUUUUUUUUACUUUGUACUUGAAUGUGUGGCGAGGCAUCGGGCUGCUUUGUUGGUUUUUUGUCGAUUAAACAUUUUUUUUGUGGUACACCAAUGACGUGCUUAUCAGUGUGGGUAACAAAAUAGGUGGGGGGAGGGGGGGGGGGGGUCAUCGCACCAAAGAGCCAUUGACUUGACCUUGCUCCAUGGCACAUGUGAACUCACAAAGAAGUGCGGGAAGCGCUCAGGGCUCGUUCCUGACACGUUUAUGCGGUAUGGAGGAACGUCAGCGUCUCGGCAUGAAGCCCCGCCUCUUGGAAUUCACUUCAGAAAUCGAUCGCUGUAUUUUAUUUUAUUUUUUUUUCGUAAACCAAUUGGCCUGAUACGUCACUUUUCUGUAAAGAUCAUAUCAAAUAUAAUAUAUUGCUUUCUUGUGCGGAUUUAAAUAUGCACUUCUGUCCCUUAUUUUGGGUGUUUUUGUAUGACAGCAACUGGAGCGGAGAAGGCAAUAAUUCUUGUACAGAGAGGGCCUUGAGAUUUUUCUUCAUGGAUGGAAUGAAUGUGAAUUUUUUUUUUUCUUCCUAAUGCUGUCCAACCCCAUCCCGCAUCCAUACAUGCUUAGAUUGUACACGUUUGUUGCUGGGGCUUCAGCAACAGCAAACAAAAAAAUAGUAAUAUUAUUAAAAUUAUUCAAGUAGGCCUCCCUUCCUGCAGAGGGAGCUCUCUAGUUUGCGUGAGCAAGUCUAGUGCCUCUUCGCCGGUCGUCAUCACCUGUCAUAUUUGCCGUAUUCCUCCAUAGCAGCGGCGGGUCGAGGAAGGCGGUCUCGCUAACUGGAAACGGGGUGUAACGGGGGGGGUUUGACACGGAAUAUCAACGACCAUCAUUCUGUCUUUAGCUUGGUUCUUAAGGUGUCCGCUUCUCAAGUAGCAUGCUAAGCGGUGUUAGUGCCACACUGAAAUGAAAGAACAGCAUAGAAAAAUACAUCACUGCAUGCAAGUAUAUUUUGACUAGUAUUUUGCCAAAAACAAAAAAUAAGGCAUGUUUUAUUUUUUUUUGUAGAAAAAAAAUCAAUUUCUGGGAAUGCUAUCAUGAGAAAAAAAAUCUAAAUUUAAGUUGAAAUAGUCCAAGAAUUAUGUUUGUAUAUUACAGGUAAAUUGUAGUAACUUUAAGUUAACAUUUAACAUAAAUAACAUAUUUACUGCAUAUCCACUACCACUUUUGAACACUAAAAUGUCAUGUGGCUUUCAAGUGAAUGGGAUUUAUGGGCAUCUAUUGCGGGUAGUUUUUAUAACUAAUAAACAAAUAAAAGAAAUUAGUCAAAAAAUAUCGUGACAUUUCAACUUUAUUUCUUACAAUACAUCUAUUUGGUCCUAAACUAUAACUUCUAUAUCGGUGUAAUAUCAUAUUUGUAUUCCUUCUUGGAGCGUCCAUAUUUGAUUCCCAUGAUGUUACUGUUUGUUUCAGUGUGGCACUAACACGGUGUGGUUAAGUAACUGCUAAGUUCAAACGUCAUUCAUACAAGUAUCACGUUCAUGUCUUAAAUCUUGUUUAUUUUUUUAAUAAUUAUUACGUUUUCAGUUAUGGAAAAUGCAUCGAAAAGUGAAGUUGCUGAUUAAAGUGGCAAGCUGAAGGCGUGCUAGCUAAAUGGGAUGUGGUACGGAUACUGUAACUUUAAGGUUGUCAUGUCUUAAAGGGAUAGUUGCCAUUUUUUGACAGGAAGUAGUGUGACAUCAUCGGAAGCACCACUUAUCCCUUGAGUCUAUAUUAUUUGUGUUAAAGAAAGUACUUCCGGCGAGUUGGUGGGUGGGGGUCACUAAAGUAAAGAGUUUGCUUCUCGAACAAAAUGCGGUUUAACAAGAAAAAGUCAGUUCUCACGAUUACUUUUUGACCCGGGAUGUGGUACUGGAUACGGUAACUUUAAAGUUGUCAUAUGUUAAAGGGAUAGUUGCCAUUUUUUGACCGGAAGUAGUAUGACAUCCUCAUCGGAAGCACCACUUUAGACCCUGAGUUCUCGUCUAUAUUAUUUGUGUUAAAGAAAGUACUUACGGCUAGUUGGUGGGGGGGUCACUAAAGUAAAAUGCGGUUUGACAUGGAAAAAGUCAAAAAGAUCACUUUUUGGUCCGUGUUUCACAGUGUUUAAGCGCACGUGUCAAUCACGGACAAGCUGUGUAGCGCGCAGGGAUACUUUUCUGACCCCACCAAUUAGCCGGAACUACUUUCUUCAACAAAAACCGACCCAAAUUGUUGACUGAGGAAGUGUGGGACGAUGGGUAAGUCAGACUACUUCAUGUCCUAAAAUCCCAACUAUAUCUUAAGACUGAAGAAAAUUUGGUUAAUCCUUAACACGCCGUACAAAUGUACUUCCUGCUUUUCUUGGUUUUACCUUUUUUUGUCUUUGUGCUUUUUAUAGGCUUCCAAAGCAUCGAGUCAGUCACAGCUUGCCUCCAAACGAGUGCAAAGCCAGCCUUAAUGUGAUGUGAAGUUCCGUGCCCUCCUAUUUUGUCUUAUUUCUAUUUUAUUUUCACAUUUGUUCAGGUUAGUGACAAAAACAACCCCCUUCCUUCACUUUCCUUUUUUUUUUGUCGCUCAGUGCCGUCUGUCCCUGACAGGUUUUUACUUUUUGGGGGGGUUAUUCUUUGAUGCAAUGUUUCUUUGACACUUCUUUUUUCCUUUCAGCGUUGACACUGUUGAUCUGUUUGUUCUGUCAUCUUUAAAUAUACAAUUCAAUGAAAGUAUCUUGUGUUGUUGUUAUUGCGGCCGCUGCGAUACAAAGAGUGGCCGCUAGGGGGCAGCAUUUGACUGAGGACAAUCAGUCUUGGUGAGCACGUGUUUCAUUUGAUGGUGGGUGCAUGCGGUUGACUUUAAAAUGAUAACAUCCGUUUAUUCAUUUGUUACAGUUUUGUCAACAUCGGUAAGUAACAUUCAUUUUAUACUCAUGUAUGAAAUGGGUUAUUGAAAUAAGAAUAGUUAUUAAAAUGACCACAAAAAAUGGAUUAAAUUGUUAGCAACACCAUAUUAUGUACUCACCUUUAGCUAAGGAUUUCCAAAAUGUACCUAAGGAUUUCCAAAAUGUACCCCAAGGGUCAUGGUUUGAACCCAGCCUGUUUAUCAGCGUCCGGCAUCUAAAAAUAUUUUUUAUAUCAUUCCCAAUUGUCCAAAAUUACAACUUUAUUCCCAUAAAAUGACAACCUAAUACAAAACUAUGGCUACAUUUAUGUAAUAUUCUUUUUUUACGUUUU
Messenger RNA from Doryrhamphus excisus (bluestripe pipefish), 6164 nucleotides. NCBI's taxonomy places the organism in Eukaryota, Metazoa, Chordata, Actinopteri, Syngnathiformes, Syngnathidae. The record is from RefSeq and is a predicted model, not a curated record.